Brugia pahangi is the source of this 975-nucleotide messenger RNA. Lineage: Eukaryota; Metazoa; Nematoda; Chromadorea; Rhabditida; Onchocercidae. The record is from the annotation of a GenBank genome assembly.
AUGCGAUUGUUGUGCGGAAGUGCAUUAGUUUUCCUGAUCAAAACGAUAUUUCCAUCAGUAUCAGUACUUCCUUAUUGUUUAAAAGUUUCCGGAGAAUCAUUAAUGUCUUCUGCAAAGUAUACUAUCGAAGAAUUUGGCUCACUAUAUGGUUUGGAUUAUAGAAUAUAUUUCAAGGAUCAAAAUGGUUCUCAUAUCUCACCAUGGCAUGAUAUACCUUUGUUUGUCGAUGAAUCAAAGAAAAUUUACAAUAUGGUAAUUGAAAUUCCUCGAUGGACAAAUGCUAAAAUGGAAAUGUCAACUAAGGAAUCAAUGACACCAAUCAAACAAGAUGUGAAAAAUGGUGAACCACGAUUUGUGGAUAAUGUAUUCCCAUUUAAAGGUUAUAUCUGGAACUAUGGUGCUCUUCCUCAAACAUGGGAAGAUCCGAAACAUGAACAUCCAGCUACAGGAGCUUGCGGUGAUAAUGAUCCAAUUGAUGUGAUUGAAAUUGGUUCUAAAAUUCAUCGACGUGGUGAUGUAAUAUCGGUGAAAAUUGUCGGCGUUAUUGCAUUGAUUGAUGAAGGUGAAACAGAUUGGAAAUUGGUUGCUAUCGAUGUGACGGAUGAGAAAGCGGAUCAAAUUAAUGAAAUAAAAGAUGUCGAAAAACAUUUUCCGGGUCUUUUGAAAGCAACACGUGAAUGGUUUCGUAAUUACAAAAUUCCGACAGGUAAACCGGCCAAUCAAUUUGCUUUUAACGGAUUAUUCAAAGAUGCUGACUUUGCACAUGGUGUUAUUUCUGAAACACAUGAAUUUUGGAAGCGUCUUGUCAACGAAUCAUCACCACAGCUAAAUAGUGAAAUGACGUGUGAUGUGCAUGAAGCAGCGCAUCGAGCAAACAUUGAUAAAUGGAAAAAAAUCAUAGCUGAACAGCCACCAUUGGGUGCUGUAAAAGAUAUCCCAAAAAAACUGGAUAAAUGGCAUUAUAUUGCAGAGUGA